GUCAGAGCGCGCGCUCUCGCGCUCCCUCCUAAAAAGUGAGCCCACUCCCUGAGUCGCCGGAGCAGAAGAAGCCUUAGCGGCCGUGGCCACCAGAGCAAGAAAGGUGACAUUAUUUCCGAAAGAACUCGCGGCUUUUCUUGAUCCAGUCUCGGCCAUGGCAUCGGUCUUGGGGAACAGCCGAGGUUCCGGAGGGCUAAGUAGUCAACUGAAAUGCAAGUCCAAGAGGAGGCGGCGGAGGAGAUCGAAGAGGAAAGGUACCAGCAGCGCCGAAGUGAAGGAAAACCGAAACGUGGGCAACCUGGAGGCCAAACCGCUGGCUCCCGGCGACAGGGCCCAGGGCGGCGCGCCCAGCAUCAAACGCAAACGGCCGCUGGAGGAAGGGAACGGCGGCGGCCACCUGUGCCAAGUGCAGCUGAUCUGGCAAAAACUCGCGUGGUCCGUGACGCCCAAGAACGCCCUGGUGCAGCUGCACGAGCUGAAGCCCGGCUUGCAGUACACGAUGGUGUCACAGACGGGCCCCGUGCACGCGCCCGUCUUCGCAGUGGCCGUGGAGGUCAACGGGCUGACCUUCGAGGGCACGGGCCCCACCAAAAAGAAAGCCAAGAUGCGGGCGGCCGAGCUGGCGCUGCGCUCCUUCGUGCAGUUCCCCAACGCCUGCCAGGCGCACUUCGCCAUGGGCAACGGCAUGAGCCCGGCCCCGGACUUCACCUCGGACCAGGCCGACUUCCCAGACACGCUGUUCAAGGAGUUCGAGCCCUCGCCGCCCCGCGCCGACUUCGCCGCCUGCCGCCCGGUGGGCACCGACUUGCUCUCGGCCGCCUACCGGCAGGGCCGCUUCCUCUGCCACACGUGGGACCUGGUGGCCCCGGGCAAGGGCGGCCAGUCCCGCGUGGGGCCCCCGGGCGAGCGCCACAAGAACCCCGUGGUGGUGCUCAACGAGCUGCGCCCGGGGCUGCGAUACGUCUGCCUCUCGGAGACGGCGGAGAAGCCGCGCGCCAAGCGCUUCGUGAUGGCCGUCAGGGUGGACGGGCGGACCUUCGAAGGCUCGGGACGCAGCAAGAAGCUGGCCAAAGGCCAGGCGGCCCAGGCGGCCCUGCAAGCGCUCUUUAACAUCCGGCUGCCCAGCCACGGCCCGGGCAGGAGUAGAAGUCGUCUUUUGCCCCAGGAAUUCGCCGACUCAGUGUACCAGCUGGUCACACAGAAGUUCCAGGAGUUGACAGGCCACUUAACUUCCGUGCACACACGCCACAAAGCCCUGGCAGGAAUCGUCAUGACCAAAGGUUUGGAUGUCAGGCAAGCUCAGGUCAUCGCUCUGUCGUCAGGCACCAAGUGCAUCAGUGGAGAGUACAUCAAUGACCAGGGACUGGUUGUCAAUGACUGCCAUGCAGAGAUCGUGGCAAGGAGAGCAUUUGUUUACUUCCUCUAUGCACAGCUGGAGCUGCACCUAAGCAAACGGCGAGAGGACUCAGAGCGAUCGAUAUUUGUGCGGUUGAAAGAGGGCGGCUACAGGCUGAAGGAAAACGUUCUCUUCCACCUCUGCGUGAGCACAUCCCCCUGCGGAGACGCCCGCCUCCACUCUCCCUACGAAAUCACAGCGGACCUGAACAGGAGCAAACACAUAGUCAGGAAGUUUCGAGGACACCUGCGGACGAAGAUUGAGUCUGGGGAAGGGACCAUCCCCGUGCGGUGCCACAAUGCAGUCCAAACGUGGGAUGGCGUCCUGCUAGGGGAACAGCUGGUCACGAUGUCUUGCACUGACAAGAUCGCCAGAUGGAAUGUUCUGGGGCUGCAGGGCGCUCUCCUCUGCCAUUUCAUUGAGCCUGUGUACCUCCACAGCAUCGUCGUGGGAAGCCUGCGCCACACGGGCCACCUGGCCCGCGUGAUGAGCCACAGGACUGAAGACAUUGGCCAGCUGCCAACUUCCUACCAUCACAACCAGCCUCUCCUCAGUGGAGUGAGUAAUGCGGAAGCGCGCCAGCCAGGAAAAUCUCCCCCCUUCAGCAUGAACUGGAUUGUGGGUAAUGCGGAGCUGGAGAUUAUUAAUGCCACCACGGGGAAGAGGGACUGUGGGGGCUCGUCGAGACUCUGCAAGCAUGUGUUCUCUGCCCGGUGGGCAAGACUUUAUGGUAAGCUGAGCACACGGACACCAAGCCAUGGAGACACGCCCUCGAUGUACUGUGAGGCCAAGCGAGGGGCUUCUACCUACCAGUCUGUUAAACAGCAGCUGUUCAGAGCAUUUCAGAAAGCUGGGCUGGGCACCUGGGUGAGGAAGCCACCAGAGCAAGAUCAGUUUCAACUCACUCUCUAAAUCACUAGACUCCUUUGCUAUUCAACCAGAGUGAAACACCGAUGAA
This is a messenger RNA of Echinops telfairi (small Madagascar hedgehog), 2354 nucleotides long. RefSeq names its product adenosine deaminase RNA specific B2 (inactive) (gene ADARB2). The record is from RefSeq and is a predicted model, not a curated record. The coding region runs from base 155 to 2308 and encodes 717 amino acids. The transcript has 9 exons. Gene Ontology annotation, cellular component: nucleolus; cytoplasm. Gene Ontology annotation, molecular function: tRNA-specific adenosine deaminase activity; double-stranded RNA adenosine deaminase activity; double-stranded RNA binding. NCBI's taxonomy places the organism in Eukaryota, Metazoa, Chordata, Mammalia, Afrosoricida, Tenrecidae. Gene Ontology annotation, biological process: RNA processing; adenosine to inosine editing.